This is a messenger RNA of Rhododendron vialii, 1565 nucleotides long. RefSeq names its product phosphoprotein ECPP44-like. Gene Ontology annotation, biological process: response to water. NCBI's taxonomy places the organism in Eukaryota, Viridiplantae, Streptophyta, Magnoliopsida, Ericales, Ericaceae. Gene Ontology annotation, cellular component: membrane. The record is from RefSeq and is a predicted model, not a curated record. The coding region runs from base 778 to 1404 and encodes 208 amino acids. The transcript is spliced from 2 exons.
CCUCGUUAAAAAGAGCUUCUCGGGUGAGGCCCUUAAUCCCGUUCAAUCCCACCUCCUCCCCUCGUAUUACACAAGACCCCACACAUAUACAUAUAAAAUUAAUCAAGUGAUUAUUUAUGCCGACAGCAAUUUCGACAACCAAACAUGAGAUAAUGCAGGAUUAGGUGCAAUUAGUUCUAUACUAGGCAUGUAAUCCGCUAAUCAAACGAGAUCUAUUUAACGAGAAUGGUACAGGGACAGACUCCUCGUUAAUCGUCACCUCUAAGGAAUCAAUUGCCACAAAUCAAGAAGUUGAACUACCCAAGAUCUCUCGUGCAACGUUAUGCAUGCAGUAGUCCCUUGGCAUUCGUUCCAUCUUGUUCCUUUCACAAAUUUUCCAUGGUUUUUUUUAUCUUGCCCAUGUGCUCCAAUGUAGAUCCCCUCUCAAGUCUCAAACCAUUGUUUCGCUCAAUUUGGGUACUACCACUUGCAGCUAUGAUGAUAAGUUGUGUACUACUACGUCGAGUCACCGAAGCCUGAAGAAAAACGUCUUGGUUCAUCCAAACCGUCCCCACCGACCUACCUUAGUUUUCUCCUUCCAAUAUCCGUACUGAUUUCCGUUCCGGGCCUGCUUGGUUUUCUCCUUUUGUCCCCUUCAGCUUCUCCUAUAUAAGCUCUCUUUCCAACUGAGAAUGUCAUCCCAAGCAUACCUACAAGCAGCCAAUUCAGUCCUAUUGGAUCGGUGUUGUCUCUCUUUUUAGCUUCUUUUUGUAGUUUGUUGACAUUUACAGUUACAGGAUGGCAGAACCACACCAACAAGGCCACGGGAGCAAUACUACCUCAAAGCUUCCUGGAGAAACCAGAGAUUGUGGAAUAUUUGAUUGCUUCGGAAAGAAACAACAUAAACUAGAAGAGGAUUCAGUAAUGACAGACCAUGCUAAGGAGCCGAAACCUAACAAAAUGAAAGAGGACAAGCACACACUUAACAUAGAGCUCCACCGGUCUCGUAGCAACUCUAGCUCGUCCAGUUAUGAGGAGGCAGAGGGAGGUGAGAAGAAAAGAAAGAAGAAGCAAUUGAAAGAGAAGAUAAAGGAAAAGAUAACAAGUGAAAAGGAAGAGGGAGUCUCGGAGCAUGAAGAGGUAUCAAUUCCAUUUGAGAAAUGUGAUCAAUUAGGGAAUGCAGACCCAAUAGAGCAAGAGGAGAAGAAAGGUUUUCUGGAGAAGAUCAAAGAAAAACUUUCUGGCCAGCAUAAGAAAGCAGAAGAGGUUAGUCCUGCACCUCCACCUGAUCAGCGUGCUGCAGAUGGGAACUCCCCUGUUGGAGGCGAAGCCAAGGACAAAAGAGGAAUACUGGACAAAAUUAAGGAGAAGCUGCCCGGAUACAAUAAGAAUGACAGAGAUCAAAUGAAGGCAAAGGAGAAUUGAAGCCCAGAGUUUCUACUCAUGAACUUUGUCAUAGAGUAUUAAUCAUAGAUUGUGUUUGUUUCCUUUCUAUAAGUGCUUCACGUGCUUGUAUGAGUUUGAUUUGAUCACUUUCUUGUUUAUAUUGCUAUUUGUAUGAGUAAGAGUGUUUAUCUUGAGAGUUU